UUCGGACUAUCUUUUGAGCAAGCACAUAUACUUUCGCCCGAAGUAAGAAUGUUACUAGAAUGUUCUCAUGAAGCAAUUGUCGAUGCGGGAAUCAAUCCAAAACAAUUACGAGGAAAAGAUACUGCUGUGAUUAUAGGGUCAUGUGAAAUUGAAUCACAAAUGAAAUUGCUAUAUAAUAAUGAUAAGUAUUUAGGAGAUAACAAUAUUAUUGGAUGCAGCAAAUCUACAAUAGCAAAUAUGAUUUCACACCUUUUUGAUCUGAGAGGACCAUCAUAUACAGUUGAUACAGCAUGUAGUUCUA
Messenger RNA from Wasmannia auropunctata (little fire ant), 301 nucleotides. RefSeq names its product fatty acid synthase-like. The transcript has 2 exons. Gene Ontology annotation, biological process: fatty acid biosynthetic process. Gene Ontology annotation, molecular function: fatty acid synthase activity. The record is from RefSeq and is a predicted model, not a curated record. The annotation marks the transcript as partial. Lineage: Eukaryota; Metazoa; Arthropoda; Insecta; Hymenoptera; Formicidae.